AUGGCGGACGAAAAAUUUUUGUUGAAAACAUCAGAAGCCAGCUUCAGGCGUGUAGCAUUUGUUAGUAUCUCACUGUCUACAUUUGCGACUCUAGUAUGCGUUAUUUCUGUGCCACUAUUUUGCAACUAUUUGCAAACAAUGAAUGCGGUAUUGCAAAAUGAAGUAGACUUCUGCAAACUGAGAUCAGCAAACAUUUGGAAGGAGGUUACGCGAACACAAGUAAGUUACGCCAUACCUAUUACUUUAUCGGUAAAUUUUUUUUCAAAAUGGUUGUUAAAAUUAGGAUUUGUUAAACAUUUAGAUAUAAUAAUAAGAGCUAGAAAAUAUAGAAUUAUUGUUAUUCCGACUCUGCAUUACUCCUUUCGUCUAAGAGCUCAUGCUCAUCAACAUGAACUAAGAUCCAAACGGCAGACUGAUGGUUGCUGUGGUUGCGGGCAUGCUCCUCAAGGUCCGCCAGGUCCACCUGGACCAGAUGGUGUUGACGGACCUGAUGGGGAACAAGGACCGCCUGGAAGAGAUGGUCCAGAUGCACCGAAGCCUCGAACACCAUCCAAUCUUGAAUGGUGCUUCGAAUGCGAUCCGUCACCACAGGGACCUCCCGGUCGACAAGGUCCAAAGGGUCCACGCGGUAUUCCUGGUCCUCGAGGGCCUAAUGGUAUUCCGGGCGCUGCAGGUCCUCCAGGAGUACGUGGACCUCGCGGUCCAUCU
Enterobius vermicularis (human pinworm) is the source of this 708-nucleotide messenger RNA. The record is from the annotation of a GenBank genome assembly. Lineage: Eukaryota; Metazoa; Nematoda; Chromadorea; Rhabditida; Oxyuridae.